AUGUAUCAGGAAGAUAUUGAAGAAAAGCAAGAGAAAAUUAUUGAUAAUGAAAUUCAUAUGGAUGAAAAACAACAACAACAACAACAACAACAACAACAGAAACAACAACAACAACAACAACGAAACAACAACAACAACAACGAAAGCAACAAAAACAACAACAAGAACAACAACGGAAGCAACAUCAAAAG
Loa loa (African eye worm) is the source of this 191-nucleotide messenger RNA. RefSeq lists its product as hypothetical. The transcript has a single exon. The record is from RefSeq and is a predicted model, not a curated record. The annotation marks the transcript as partial. Lineage: Eukaryota; Metazoa; Nematoda; Chromadorea; Rhabditida; Onchocercidae.